Molecule: messenger RNA, 2272 nt
Organism: Betta splendens (Siamese fighting fish)
Lineage: Eukaryota; Metazoa; Chordata; Actinopteri; Anabantiformes; Osphronemidae
Gene: rnf180a
Product: ring finger protein 180a
Exons: 4
Coding region: 723-2036 (437 amino acids)
Biological process (GO): serotonin metabolic process; protein polyubiquitination; positive regulation of proteasomal ubiquitin-dependent protein catabolic process
Cellular component (GO): endoplasmic reticulum membrane
Molecular function (GO): ubiquitin conjugating enzyme binding; metal ion binding; ubiquitin protein ligase activity
Source: RefSeq, a predicted model, not a curated record
UAUUAAGCCUAAUUAAACACUUAGGGCUGAACAAAUCUGAGUUAGAGCUGGCCUGUCCUGCUGCUUCCGCUCUGUAGAAUUCAUCUAAGGCCUCUGCGGCUUAGCGCGGGGCCGUGGGCCGGCUGGUUAUUUACGAGGUGGGACCUGAUGCGUGAAGGCCCUCGCUGGAGCACCUCCGGGGUCGGUGAGCAACGAGUCAAUACUGCUCACGGCUUUUUUACUCCACAGCAAGCCGGCGCUCCUUUAGCCCGUCUUUAGAAACAACAUGAUAUGAUGAGCCAUUAACAUUACAUCCGUGUCCGCGCAUAGACGUGAACUGAAGCCUGCAGGUGAGAAAAAAGCUGACGCCACCGUAGUCGACGUGAGAAAAAAUCAGUGGCUCUAGCUUUUUCACCUUAUUUUUGUGUGUGUGGCGGUGGCACAGCGCCGUGUUUUCUAUAGGUCACCACGGACAAUGGUGAGGCCGCGAGUAGUGCACCUAUUGUUUGGGGGCUCACCACAGGGACUGUCAACAGUGUGGAAUGUCCCAGCGGGCUUAUAGGAACGGGACAGUUCAGGCCAGAGAGCUCAGGCGCUCACCUCCUCUGCUCUGGAACAGUCGCUUCAGCUCUUCUAUCCAGAGGUGGGAUGUAGGAACAAGACGGGGGGAAAGCAUGAGAAGGAAACGUCCGCGCUAGCAGGCAGAAGCUGCAUCGUCUGGGGGAGAUCGGGAAGCCGCCGGCAUGAGCUCCCGCGCCGGGGCCUCCGGCGAGAGUCGCCCGAGCAGAGCUGGAAACUGUGGACCCGAGGACGCCGGUGGGGGGAGUGGCGCUCACGCCCCUUGCUUCAAGGCGGUGAGCCCUGGUGUGGGAGGUGUGGGAGGCACAAAUCCGGAGGGGAGGCCGAGCAGCGUGGGGAAACCCGCCUGGCCUGAGAGGACGCCACACAGGAAGACCUGCGGCAGAGAGACACGCGAGGACGCGGCACAAGGCAGACAGGAGGAACAAAGGGCUGGAAGUGUGUCUGGGGUCCAGCCAAGGGGGUUGGAAGCCGGGGAAGGAUCGAGCGGCAUGUCUGGAAGUCACUUAGGUCCCAGGCCGUCCCAAAGAGCUUCACCCAGGACGGCUGACCACCACCGCAGCUCCCGCAGUUCACCAAGGGACCCGGAUCUGUUCUGGGCGAAUGUGAGAAGAGAGGCGGCAGCUGGGCAAUCGUCACAGACACGCAUCACGACUGUCACGAGCUCAGGGCUGGGAGAUGAAGAGGAGGAGGAGGAGGAGGAGGAAGACCAGGGCGCGGGGGAGGAGGAAGAGGAAGGAGGCAGGGGCCUCCUGGAGGUGAUGGGUCGAGGCGUGACCCUGGCACUGGUGCCUCCUGCUAGUCCCUUUGGAGAGAGAAGGACCAGUAAAAGAGAGAGGAACAGGACGCGGUGCCUCAGGAGGAGGCAGAGAAGGAGGGAGAGGUGGAGACAAAGCCAGCAGGAGAGCAGACAGAGCUCCACGGGGAACCCGUCCAGCAGCGGCAGCGAGGACGACGAGGACCCGAGGGACCGUGACGGCUACGUCUGCGCAGUGUGUCUGGACGUGUACUUCAGCCCCUACAUGUGUCACCCCUGCAGCCACGUCUUCUGCGAGCCGUGUCUGAGGACGCUGGCCAAGAACUGCCCCACCAACACCCCCUGCCCCCUCUGCAGGACGGUCAUCACGCACGUCUUCUUCCAGAAAGAGCUGAGCCAAACGGCCAGGACCUUCUUCCCAAAGGAAUACCUCACUCGGAAGCAGAACUUUCAGAAAGCCAGUUGUGCGAAGUGGCCUCUGCCGAGCUGCAGGAAGCUCUUCCGUAUCUUUGGAGGCUUCCAGAGGCCGUCCAGUCCCGUGGCUCGACGCCAGAUCCCCCGCGGAGGACGCUACCGCGUGGACGCGCUGGACUUCGAGGAUCGAUCCCAAGGCUGGCGCUUCGACCUGGACAUGAUCGUUAUCUACAUCUACUCCGUGAACUGGGUCAUAGGCUUCUUCUUAUUCUGUUUCCUUUGCUACCUCUUCUUCCCUUCAUUUUAACAACAGGGAAGAAGAUUAACUGAAUUGAAGAUUUGCUCUUUCGUGAGUUUUUAUACCAUUAGAACAUCUAUUUGCCACUUGUGGUUUUUCAGCCUAGAGAAGUUGUGUAACAUGCUUGUUUUUACGUAGGAUGAAUAGGAUUAACUUAUAGGACACGAGUUUACACAGAGUGCAAGCAUGUGAAUAAAAACACAUGAUAGACAUGCAACGAUGCAACAAUAGUUAGGAUGAUACCG